This is a messenger RNA of Solenopsis invicta (red fire ant), 11613 nucleotides long. RefSeq names its product neurofibromin (gene Nf1). The transcript is spliced from 24 exons. The record is from RefSeq and is a predicted model, not a curated record. Lineage: Eukaryota; Metazoa; Arthropoda; Insecta; Hymenoptera; Formicidae. Bases 1 to 8271 code for a protein of 2756 amino acids. Gene Ontology annotation, biological process: regulation of GTPase activity.
AUGGGGACGCAAAAGCCCGGGGAAUGGGCGAAUUUGGUGCUAGCGCGGUUCGAGGAACAGCUGCCGUGUCGUUCCGGUCCUGAAAGUCCCCAUUCUCGGGUGAACGAGAAGACGAGCAAGAAAUGCCUGAUAGAGAUCUCUCGGUAUCGUUUCUCCCUCAUUAUAUCUGGCCUUACAAAGAUGCUACAGCGGGUCAACGAGUUGACCCCAAGUACGAACAGUCAACGGCCGUUCCAACCCAAGGAUCAGGAUCGGCAAGAGUCCAUCAUCAUCGUUCUGGAUACGUUGGAGAAGUGCCUGGCGAACACACCGAAGGACACAACCAAAUUCGAGGAGGCGAUGAAUGUGAAACUGCUGCUGCGGGAGAUAUGUCAGUUUAUAGGAAUGCCCUACGACAGUCCGCAGACGAAAAUGAUAAGGGAUUUAGCGAGCAAAGUGCUGUUCGCUUUAAGCUUGAAUUUCUUCAACGCGGUCUUCAAUCGGAUAUCGGCCAGGCUUCAGGAACUGUCGUCCAAUAGCGGAGACGAGAAUCUGGAUUGCAGCGACAUCGAGCUGAUGCAGUAUAUCAAUGUCGAUGUCCACAGAUUGACCAGGCUUCUGAACGAAAUUAUACUGAAAGUUCGGCAACUGAUCGGCAAGAAGUCGGCCUAUCUCGUGCUUAUGAAUCCCCUGGAGAAAGCGAUCUGGAACUGGAUGGACACAUAUCCGCUGGAGUUCGCCGAGGUGCAAAAGCAGCCUAAUGAGGAUCUCAGUAAGGCGUGCGAGGAGCUGUUCGAUAUUCUCGACACGUUCGUCGUCGAGAAGAAGAGUCGCGCGGCCUCUGUUUGGCCGUUGCAGAUAAUGCUGCUGAUACUUUCGCCUAAGGUGCUGGAGAUUGUGAACGCCGAUUCCGGGCCGCCCGAUUCGCCACGGUAUUCGAGGAAAAAGCAGUUCAUCGACAGUGUGAAACGCAGCCUGAGAAUGCACGGCAGCUCCUCUAGUCGUCAACUAUCCGAGGCUGCGGCUAUCACGUGUGUCAAUCUCACCAAGGCGGCCACGUAUGUCAGUAACGCUGAAUCCAGCAACAACGUCAUCCUAAUUUUAGUGCAGCAGCUAAGGGAUGAUCUGAUGAAUGUUCUCUUCAAUCCCUCGAAACCAUUUUCACGCGGGCAAAAUUAUAGCGCGCAGGACGUCGAUCUGAUGAUCGACUCCUUCGUCAGCUUCUUCCGUAUCAAUCCGCACAACAACGAAGUUUUUAAGUUUUGCUUGAACGUCAACUACUCGUCAACGUACCAGUUUGUUCUAGUCAGCUCAUUAUACAAAAUCUUCACGCAGCCGAGAUUACCGUGGUGGCCGGAGACCAGUCUUGUAUAUUCGUAUGGCACACAACUCAGGAAUAUGUUUACCGAUACUCUGAAUAAAGUGACGCAGAACUGCAUGUGGAAUACGCCGCUGCGUAUGAUUCAUAACUUUGCUCUCAAGCCUAAAGAAGAGAUGGCCAAUUCUAAAAACCUAUUGUUGGUGAUGGUGCGACUCAUUCACGUGGACCCUAUGUUAAUGUUGCACAGUUACGGUACAGCUGGCCACGAAAUACAAAGAUCCACUUUAGAAUUGAUUAAUGGACUUGUUUCAUUAGUUCAUCAGCCUACAAUGCCAGACAUCGCCCAUGAAGCGAUGGAGGCUUUGCUAGUGCUACACCACCCAGACAAAGUCAAAGCAUGGAAUCCAGAAGCACCGCUCGAUACUUUCUGGGACGCUAGCUCGCAAGUGGUAUUCUCGAUCUCUCAGAAAUUAAUUCAACAUCAAAUUAUCAACUAUACGACUAUACUUAAGUGGCUUCGCGAGAUACUGAGUUGCAGGAAUGCCUUCCUUUCUCAAUAUAAAGAUUAUGCGAAUGUGGACUGCCAUAUUGCGAUCAGUAAACAAGCGUACAUUAAACUUGAGGUCGUAUGUUUGAUAUAUUUAUGGAGUAUAGACAUGGAGGCUGUUUUAGUAUCUAUGUCAUGUUUUGCAUUAUUAUGCGAAGAAGCUGAAAUUAUUUGUGGCAACGACGAGGUAGCAGUAACUUGUCUUCUUCCGAAUUAUCAGUUGUAUCUAGAAUUGGCGCAAGCUUCGUCCGUGUUGAUCUCUGCCCACGGGGAGACAAGACUAUGUUAUCAGGAAUAUAAUCACGGGCGCGCCACAUUACAAAAGAAAAUAUUAUCCUUGUUGAGAAAGAUAGAAGUUUGCGUGAACGGUAUACAACCAGCUUGGGAAGAAACAUUUAAAAAUUGGGAAGCGACUUCGCGACAAUUGUCUAGUUAUCCUAAAAGCAAAACUGAGGAUGUACAGAUAGAGCCGUUUUGUCGCGGCAAUGUAAAACGUAGAGCAGCACAUCAAAAUUCGGAGCAUGAAGUGGAAGAGCAAAUUAACGAAUGGGCCAACAUGACAGGGUUUCUUUGCGCUUUGGGCGGAGUAUGCUUACAACGUCGUUCACCGAAUAGACCGCUAUAUGGCGUAUUUCCUUUUAAUUCUGAUAAGAAAGGCUUGACGAAACAACAGGACUCUAUCUCAAGUUUAACAAAUUCGAAUCAAGAUACGCAAUAUUGUUCAGUAACGCAAUUCGUUUUCAACUUACUACGUUUAUUAAUUUGUAACAACGAGAAACUUGGAAAUCAAAUACAGAAACACGUAAAAGAGUUACUUGCAUACGAGAUGAGUCCUGCUCUAUAUCCAAUAUUAUUUGAUCAAAUAAAAAAUUUUAUUGAGAAAUUUUUUGAUCCACGUGGUCACAUCGUAAUAUCAGAUUUGAAUACGCAGUUUAUUGAACAUACAAUAUUUAUAAUGAAAAACAUUCUGGACUCAAAGACGGAUCAACCAUCGGAAUACCUCGGAGUGACCAGCAUUGAAGGCAUGAUGGUGGCGAUUGUUAGAUAUGUCAGGCAUUUGGACAUGACAGUGCAUUCCAUUUGUAUUAAAACUAAAUUAUGCCAACUGGUUGAAGCUAUGAUGAAGAGACGGGAUGAUCUAGCGUUUAGACAAGAGUUGAAAUUUCGCAACAAACUAGUUGAAUAUUUGACCGAGUGGAUAAUGUGCACGCAUUCUUUUCCUUCAACAACUGUCGAUAUUACAGCUUACACUAGAGAUUUGGAUCAAGCUUGCAUGGAGGCAGUAGGAGCAUUAUUGCGCGGACUUCCUCUUCAACCUGAAGAUUCUGACCGCGUCGAGUUGAUGGAAGCAAAGUCUGAACUGUUUUCGAAAUAUUUCAUGCUCUUUAUGAAUUUAAUAAAUUAUUGCAACGAAUCAUCAUCAUCGGAGGAUAAAGAUGUUGUAUCUCGACAACCGUCUACGUUAACGACCAGCAAAUUAACCACUUUGCGCAAUACCACCAUUCAAGCUAUGAGUAAUCUUCUCAGUGCAAAUAUAGACAGUGGCUUAAGGCACUCAAUACAUUUAGGCUACAACGCAGAUCUCCAGACGCGAGCCGCAUUUAUGGAAGUAUUGACUAAAAUCCUUCAGCAAGGAACGGAGUUUGAUACCCUUGCCGAGACUGUUUUAGCGGACAGAUACGAACAAUUAGUUGAACUUGUUACAAUGAUCAGUGAUAAAGGCGAAUUGCCUAUUGCCAUGGCAUUGGCUAAUGUGGUGACGACAAAUCAAAUGGAUGAGUUGACGCGUGUCUUUGUGACACUGUUUGAUGCAAGGCAUUUAUUAUGGAAUCUAUUAUGGAAUAUGCUUUAUCGGGAGGUCGAGCUAACUGAUUGCAUACAGACUCUCUUUCGCGGCAAUACUUUGGGAAGUAAGAUCAUGUCCUUUUGCUUUAAAAUUUAUGGUACCAGUUACUUGCAAGGCUUGCUCGAGCCUCUCAUUAAACCCUUACUGGACGAGCCAACAAUUAGUUUCGAAGUAGAUAGUGCAAGGAUUGACCCCAAUGAAAAUAUUGAACAAAACGGCGAAAAUUUAAUCAUAUUGACACAAAAAGUGUUCAAUGCCAUCGUAUCAUCGGCAGAUAAGUUUCCUCCGCAGCUACGCUCGAUGUGUCACUGCCUGUUUCAAGUAUUGUGCAAAAGAUUUCCGCAAUCUCCGCAGAGCAACAUUGUAGCCGUAGGAACGGUGAUAUUUUUACGUUUCAUUAAUCCUGCUAUUGUCUCACCUCAAGAGAUGGGUAUCGUAAACAAACCAGUACCGUAUGAAGUUAAACGAGGCCUCAUGCUUAUGUCAAAGAUAUUGCAAAACAUUGCGAAUCAUGUAGAAUUCAGCAAAGAGCAGCAUAUGUUGCCUUUCAAUGAUUUUUUAAGAACGCAUUUUGAGAUUGGUCGACGGUUCGUUAUACAGAUAGCAUCGGAUUAUGAAACGCUUGAUGAAACCAGCCAUCCUAUGUCAUUUGUUUCGGAUGCCAAUGUUUUGGCGUUGCACAGAUUGUUAUGGAAUCAUCAAGAAAAAAUUGGAGAUUAUCUUAGUAGUAGUAGAGACCAUAAAACGGUCGGAAGGAGACCGUUUGACAAAAUGGCUACGUUAUUAGCGUAUCUUGGUCCACCUGAGCAUAAACCGAUGGAUUCUCACUCGUUUUUUUCAACUGCUUACGUUCGCAUGUCACGAUGGGCGAACAAAGACAUGUCGUCAACUAAUUUUGAAGAAAUCAUGAUGAAGCAUAAUAUGCACGAGAGAGAAGAAUUUAAAAGCAUUCAGAGUAUGAACAUUUUUUAUCAAGCAGGCACCAGCAAGCAAGGCUAUCCAGUAUUUUACUACAUUGCACGACGAUUCAAACUUGGUGAAACAAACGGCGAUCUACUAAUAUAUCACGUUAUUCUAACUUUGAAACCCUUCUAUCACUCUCCGUAUGACGUAGUCGUUGAUUUUACUCACACGUGUUCAGAUAACCGAUUUAGAUCGGAAUUUUUGCAAAAGUGGUUUUACGUUCUACCUGGAGCAGCCUAUGAAAAUCUCCACGCAGUAUACAUCUACAAUUGUAACAACUGGAUACGCGAGUAUACAAAGUAUCACGAUAGUAUUUUGGCACCAUUGAAAGGUAAUCGAAAAAUGGUCUUCAUCGAUAACCAAGGAAAAUUAAACGACGUGAUCGAUGUGGAACAACAAAAAUUACCUGGGGCGACAUUAUCUCUGGAUGAAGACCUGAAAGUCUUCACCAAUGUUUUGAAAUUAUCUCAUAAAGAAAAUCGGGUGUCCGUGAAGAUCGGACCAACGACACUGCAGAUAACGAAUAUGGAUAGAACGAAAGUAUUAUCGCACUCUGUUAUCUUAAAUGAUGUUUACUAUGCAUCCGAGAUAGAAGAAGUUCACAUGGUGGACGAGCAAUCAUUCGCCUUGACCAUUUCCAACGAAACGGGACUUCUGACUCUCGCCCACAACGAUUACGAUAUCAUCGUGCAGAAUAUAAUGCACAUUAAGAAUCGCUGGGCGCUGUCACAUCCGGACUCCAUGUCCGUUCAUUCGAAAAUCAGGCCUAAAGAUGUGCCGGGUACCUUAUUGAAUAUGGCCUUAUUGAAUCUCGGCAGUCCUGACCCCAAUCUUCGGACUGCCGCGUACAACCACCUAUGCGCGCUUACAGCGACAUUUGGCCUAAAGAUAGAGGGUCAACUGUUGGAGACGUCUGGUAUCUGCAUACCAUCGAAUAACACCAUAUUCAUUAAACAUUUGAGUGAGACUUUGGCAGCGAACGACCCGCAUCUCACGCUUGAGUUUCUCAAAGAAUGCAUACAAGGCUUCAGGGCGUCGACCAUUGAAUUAAAGCAUUUAUGCCUUGAAUAUAUGACGCCGUGGCUUAGCAACCUCAUACGAUUUUACAAACCCCAUGACGAGGGUGGCAAACGGCAGAAACAAGUUACAGAGAUUCUGGACGAUUUGAUUACGUUGACUGUCCAGGAAAUCGAAAUGUAUCCGAGUAUACAGGCCAAGAUCUGGAGCACGAUCGGUAUGCUGCCGGAACUGAUAGACGUUGUUCUCGAUAUUUUUCUCCAACGUAGCGCGCGAUAUGGCUUAGGUUCGCCAAUGGCCGAGAUCAUGGCGGAUACCGCGGUCGCUUUGGCAUCCGGUAAUGUGCAAUUGGUCGCCAAGAAAUUAAUCAACAAAGUAUGUCGAAUAGUAGACAAGACGUGCAUGUCGCCGACGUCACAGCUAGAGCAGCAUAUAAUGUGGAGCGAUAUAGCGAUCCUGGCAAGAUAUCUCCUGAUGUUAUCCUUUAACAAUUGUUUAGACGUAGGAAAACACUUGCCGUACAUUUUUCACACGGUGACGUUGCUCGUGUGUUCCGGCAGUUUGACUAUGCGAGCUUCCACUCAUGGUUUGGUAAUUAACAGUAUUCAUUCAUUGUGCACAUGCAAUUCGCCUUCGUUUUCCGAAGAUACACAUAGGAUAUUACGAAUGAGCCUAGAUGAAUUCUCAUUGCCGAAAUUUUAUUUAUUGUUCGGCAUCAGCAAAUCUGUGAAGUCUGCCGCUGGCACGGCUUUCUACAAACAUCCAAGAUCCAGCUGUAAACACGCUAAUGAAAAGUGGCUUGAAAGUGGAAUGAAAAGUAGCGAGAGAAACGCGUACGGGACGCAGGACAAGGAGAGACUUUAUUUAACUAGUUUAGAAGUUAUAACCGACGCUCUUCUGGAGAUUAUGGAAGCUUGCAUGCGAGAUAUUCCGAAGUGUGAUUGGUUAAAAACCUGGACUUCGUUAGCAAAAAAUUUUGCUUUCUGUUUAAAUCCGGCUUUGCAGCCGAGAGCGCUUAUUGUCUUCGGUUGUAUCAGUAAAAGUAUAACGGAUCAAGACAUGAGGCAACUACUGAAGAUACUGAUGAAGGCGCUCGAAAGUUUUAACGAUAUUAAUCUUAUGGAGGCUAUUGUUAUGUGCUUAACGCGAUUGCAACCUCUUCUGAGACCUGAAUCACCAAUACAUAGAUAUUUAUUCUGGAUUGCUACAUCCGUUCUCGAGUUAGACGAAGCUUCGUUAUAUGCAUCCGGUCUAGCUCUUCUCGAACAAAACUUGCACACACUUGACUCACAGGGUACUUUCGACGAGAAGACAUUAGAAUACGUAAUGAUGUCAACGCGUGAAUCUUUGGAAUGUCAGUUUAAACAAUUAGAUCACACUGUCGGCUUGUCCUUUAAGUCUAACUUUCAUUUCGCGUUGGUCGGUCAUCUUCUGAAAGGCUACAGACAUCCUACGCCAACUACAGUCACUAGGACGAUCAGAGUGUUGACUAUGUUGCUGGCAAUCGUAGCUAAACCCUCCAAAAGAGAUAAAUUCGAAGUAACGCCAGAGAGUGUUCCUUACUUAACCGCGUUGGUGGCUGUGUCGGAAGAGGUUCGUAGCAGAUGCCAUAUUCGACAUUCACUUGACAAAAGCUUGCACGAUUCGUCAGGCAGUUCGGACGUUCUCGAUACUUUACCAUCGCGCAACACGGAUAUGCCUGGAGCUUCUAAUCCUACGAGUAGACGACAGAAGACCUGGGAUUUACUGGAUCAAUCAGCGCUUACUCAAGCAAAACAACAAAAACAAUCUGCACAGACCGGCCGGCUUUUAUUUAAAUCGCAGCGAUCUUUGAGCGUGCCGAGCGCAAAGGACGACAAGUCGGCGGACAACGCAGAGCCACAGAGAGAUCGUAGCACAAGAGUGAGCCUAAGUAACGAAAACAAUGUUUUACUCGAUCCGGAAGUGUUAACGGACUUUUCAACGCAGACUUUGGUGCUGACCAUGUUGGCCACGUUGGUCAAGUAUUCCGUCAAUGAAAACGAAACGCGGAUUCUUUAUGAGUAUCUGGCGGAAGCGACUAUAGUUUUUCCAAAAGUUUUUCCAGUCGUACAUAACUUGCUCGACGCGAAGAUCAAUAGCGUAUUGUCUUCCUGUCACGACCAAGCGAUACUGAACGCGGUUCAAACAAUCAUACAGAACAUGAUAGCCUGCGAAGACACGAACCAGCAACAUCAUUUGCAACACUAUUUGCAAAGCUGCGGAUUUCGCGGUCUUUGGAGGUUCGCGGGGCCUUACACGAACUCUAACUGUACGCCUGAGAGUGCCGAAUUGUUUGUGAAUUGUCUAAAGGCAAUGGUAGAAAUGUGUUUGACGACGCAAGACAGUAAAGACACGGUUACCCGAAAGAAUAAACGGACUGGUAGCUGUCGAUCGGAUUUUGCAUCGAAAACAAGACCAUCUACUGGAAUUGUCCAGGAACAAUCUCGUACAUCGACGGAGAUCGACGUUUCUUCCGUUCAUGUGAAUCAUGGUACGAAUGGUAAACGAGUCGAUUCGGUUAAUGCGAGUCAAACCGAAGAUACGGGUGGCGGUGAUAAUGGCGGUUCACAACCUUAGCAAUUAAUUUGUGAUACUGACGGGCAAUGUGAUAAAAGUGUGCGUAAGAAACAAAAUAAUCGAAAGUUGCAACGGCAGAUGAGGUGUGUGAACUAUAAAUAAUCGCAUCGUAAAUAUAGGUGAGAUACCAACGACCCAAUUAAAAGACACUGCAAUGUCUUUUAAUUCAAUCACAUUAUGAAAGCAAUUUACUGCUAAUAUUUUAUUUUAUAGAACCUCGCACAUGUUUAUCCCAUGUUAUUGCUGCAACCUGUCCAGUCAGUUUAGUAUAAUGCCGUCCAUGAUAAUGAGCCUAUAGAAGCUGUCAACGAAAGCUACGUUUCCGAAGAACACUACUUUAUUUCCUUUAGCAAUUCAUGCAGACAACUUUGCGUUUUUUUUUUUAAGCUUGUAAUCAUUUUAUCAAUAUCGUAUAAAACUCGCUGUCUUAAUUUGACAGUUUUGUUAUGAGAUUUAAGUGAAUACUAUAGCAUAUAUGUUGUCAAUAUUUUUACAACAAAUUUAAGCCUAACUUGUAAACAUAAAUUUUUCCUCGCUGUAUAUCAUAAAAUCUGCUUCGGCGAGUUAGAAUAUCUAAUGCAUUUCGUCAUAAAUUUGUUGAAUCAACAUUGAAUCGACAUUGUAUAUGUUCGAUAUUUUUUUCGUGAUUACACGCAUAAUUUAUUGACUGAUUCUGCCAUGGUUGCAAUACAAUACAUACACAGAAUCUUAACGGUCCAUAGAGAACCAACCGCGAAAAGAGUAGAUAAAUACAAAUUUAUCAGAAUUUAUCGCAAUUUUUUCGUUGUAUAGAAAUAUGUAUCAAGUAUAAUGCAAGAGAGUAAGUCUACGAUAUAUUUUUAAGUAAUUAGUUAUAAAAUAUUACCAUAAUUAUUCUACUUACGAAAAAAUCCGUUGGUCCUCUAAGGUCCUAGAAAUGCGAUUGCGCUCGACGCAACUUUCUACGCAGGAGGACCGCUCAUUCCUCGUAUGCCGUUGCAUAUAGAUCUCAACAAUGUAAAGAUGAUCUGGACCAGUGGCGCCUGUGUCGUCUCAAGGCGUUCGAAGCUGCGGGAUGAAUAAUUUUAGACCUAUCAAAAGAAACACCAAUGUAAAUGUACAUGUCUACUACUUAUUAAAGUACAAAGCGAGACCAAGCGAUAUCUUCUUCUCCAUAUUGUAAUAUAAGCCGAAAUAUUUUAGUAAUAAGGAGAAGGAAAAGAAUAGCAAAUGUAAAUCGAUAGAUCUCACACUUGUUAUUAGCAACAAUGAGUACCAAGUGCCAGAGAUCGCGUUAAAAUAGUAUUUUGACGUGCGCGUAUCGUGAAUAUAUACAUAUAUAUAUAUAUAUGUACAUGUAUAUUCGUUUUAUUUAAAUCUCAUUUAUUUAUUUAGGUGAACUUUCUUUGACGCCAUAGCAAGUGUGACAUACAUAGAUAAUAAAAUGUCACCCAGACAACAUUAUCUUAAAGACGACUAAAAGACGUCUUAAAUUAAGAUGUCUCUUAGUCUUUGAGACGUCUUAGGAUAUCUUUUUAUAACAAAGAUAUCUUAAUACUUUUUUUUUAAUGUCUUUUAGAUAUGCGUGUUGUCUGGGUCAGAUUGAGAAACGUGGAAAUUGAUAUUUUUGUGCGGCUAUGCAGAAUGAAUAGCAGCUUGUUAACGGCACUAGAGCGAUUGUGAGUUUGAGAGAUGUAUUGAUGUAUUUGUACAUAGUGCGUUAUAAAAUGUUUAUACAAUCGUGGCGACUUUGUAAAUUGAUUUUGUUCGUCUGUAUUUUUAGAAAAGUUUUUAGAGAUGCACGACUCGUCGUAGGAAAUCGACGAAUGUCCCAGUUAAUGCGUUGAUUUUUAUAUAUAGUUCGGUAUUCAUAAUCAAUUUUUAUUUCAAGAUCGUCUUAAGUAAGAUGCUAAUAUGGUUCUCUGAUCGAUUGAUGACAUCUUAAGAUGGUACUUAUAUUUAAGAUAAUCUUAAAUAUAAGAAUUGAUUAUGAAUAUCGAUCAUAGAGCUUCUUCCGAGCUUGUACUUAAUGUCUAAAUGAAUUUACGUUCAAGUCAUUAAUUACUAUUACGUAAACUUUGAUAUAAUGAUUUUAUUAUACAUUUACGUGCACUAGUCAUAUUUUAAAAUAUCAAAAAAACUCGAAGUAACUUUUUUAUAGUUUUUACAUGUAUAGUCUGUUCUUUUCAGCUGGAUUUCUUGCACAAUUUAUCUUUUCGUUUUUCUCCACGUUAGAGAAUAAAAGAGAAAAGAUAAACGGUACAAAACGUUCAGCUGAAAAACAGAUCUUUAUUCCUACUGAAUUUUUAUAAACUUUGUCAGUUUGGUAAACAUCAUAACAUAUAUAUAUGUAUAGGCUAACUUUAAAUUAAUGAUUUAUUCAUUGAGUACUGAUUCAUUCACAAAGCGCUCAUUUUAUUCGCGCAGUUCGGAUUUGUUAAGCGCAUCCGUAACUGCCGUGUUAUCUGGCCUCUUGUUGUCUUUUACCAAAGGUGCAAAUCGUCCCUAAGCUGCGUUAGGAAAGGCGAUUAAUUCAUUAACAAUUAUGUAUAAUUAAGAUAGACCAUAAUGGUAAUUGCUUAACACGAAUGCGUCGCAUAUAACGAAUUUGUCAUCAAUUUGGCAUUUUCCUUUCAGACCUCGUGUUUUCGCGAUAUUCCUAGAUUGCGUCAUUACAAUGAAUUUGUAAAUACUACAAUUUUAGCGUGUAAAGGUUGAUGAACAACGAGUUGUACGUCGGACUAGCGAGCGUUCGUCUAUACAAAAAAAAAAGAAAAUCUACACGCACAUUUUUCUAGCCUUCGCAUAUAGUGCAGUUUACGAUUUAAAAAAAAAAAGAAUGGAGGAGGUUGUCGAUUUUUUUAAAUCGUGCGUAAAUUUUAUAUCAAUUGUUCUUUUUUCAUUACGAUUUGCACUUGAUGUUAAAUUAAUUUUGUUUUGAACAAUUUUAUCAGUAUUAUUUGAACGCAUAUUUUCAUAUGUAAUUUAAUACGUUCGACUUGCCAUGCUGUUAUAAACUUUUGUACAUACAGGAGUUAUAUGACAAUGCUAUCGGAUAGAGUACACACGCGUCCGACAGUACUGUAUGCACUGUGUGCGAGCAAAGAGUGCGUAUAUAAGUGCGUAAGAACGUAAGAUGUAAUAAUGUUUAUUUAGCGGAUCGUGAGAUACGCGCACAAGAUAGUUAAAUGUAUUAAUAGCUGUGCGAACCCUCGAUUCUCGCGGUCGUCAUUAAGCGUAUUGUUUUUCUCUCGAUCAACAAAUCUCUCCAUGACGUGAUUAUAUCAGGCCUUUCUACAAGCGCAAUGAGAUAAUUUUUUGUGUAAAUAUGUCCACGAGAUUAAAACGCUGUUUGUUAAACUA